CCCUGCGAUGUUCACUUUCUUCUCGUAUUAUCACCAGCGUCAUCUCUCCCUCCUUCUGCAGAUUCGGAGCUUCUCUCCAAGCGAUUUUCACUUUCUUCUUCCGGAUCAUCUGGUGGAGGUCGCCGAUCCGCAACGCCAGAUUCAGGUUCCGGCGAGCGAUUGACCGAGCUUCGCGAGGCGAUUUCUUCCGGAGAAUUCGACACAGAGAGCAGGGCAAGGCAUCGCGCUUGGGGCGGGGGAGAGCCAGAGAGAGAGAGAGAGAGAGCGAGACAGGGAGGGAGGUGCGAUGUCUAAGAAGAAGACGUUCAGCGGGAGCACCAUGACGCUCAAGGACUUCCAUGGCGGCUCCAUCCCCUCCGAUCUCCCUCUCCCUUCUGCUCCUGGCGUUACUGUGAGGCCGUCCGACCGUCCGGGAUUCGAGAGGCAGGCUCCGUGGGGUAAUCCUGUGGGCCGUCCUGAUCACCGUUCUCGGCCUAACUCGUCCCCAGCGACCAGGCAUUUUGAUGACAAGUCGCCGUUCCUCAGUCAAACUAUGCCUAUUGGCCGUAAUUUCGAUGAAGAUGAGCGCAAGCCCCUUGAUGGAAUAUCAGCCUCGCGUCGAACAAUAAGCGAUGAUAGCAUUCGGGUUCCUUCCCGUUUGGAGCUGAAGCCACAAUCUGUCACAGUGGGCAGGGUUCCAAGUCCGCAGGGCCAAUCUCAGGUUUUGCAGUUGCCGAGCCAUCCUCAAAGUGCAUACUUUGGAGUAGCUGCAGAGGGUACACAAUUGGGUAUUAGUUCGCCAAGUGCAGGUGGAAAUAACAGGCCUGGAGUUCCUGGGUCCUCGCUGAAUGUCUGGGCUGCAAGGAAGGAGGCUGCAAGUGUUGGGGAGUCAUUUCAGUCUGCCUGGUCUGCUUCAAGUGCUUCUUCCAAACUGGUACACGCCAGUGCUCUUGAAAAGGUAUCAUCUGGUAGGUGGCAGUCGAAACCAACAGUUCCGCAUCAGGUCGAUGUGGAAGUUAAUAAGUUUGUGGAGGAAGAAAGUGAGUUAAUCACCAGGGGAGUUGAUGAUGGGAAGUUUAGAAGGAGCAAUGUGGUGGCUGCCAGGGAACAUCAUGAUGCAGCACUGGCGAGGCAUGUGGAGAGGAAUUUGAAUGUUGCUGUAGGGUUUCAUGGUGGUAGGAAAGGGUUGCCAGAUCAUAUGAUGGUUGAGUCUUCAGAUGGAAAAGAAAGGAGCCCACUUAUUUAUUCUGAGUCUGUUAAACUGAUGCAUACAGAGGGUAAACUUGGUCAAUCUAGAUUGCAGCAACCAGUGCCUUCAGAAGCAUCAGAGAGGCCUAAGUUGAAGUUAUUUCCUAGGACGAGGCCAUUGGAGAGUUCUGAACUGCCUUCUGGCGAGCCUAAACUGGUGCAUCAGAGACCAAUUGACUUGGUACACUCAGGAAUGACUGAUGAAUUGCAGGGCAUAGUGAAUCCUGCAAAGCAUGCUUUACAUGGACCGGAAAGUGGGAAUCUGGCAGUGGAGCGUCCAAAAUUGAACUUGAAACCAAGAUCACAGCCCAUUGAGCAAUUGGAAGGAGACAAUGAACGUGAUAGGAAUUAUGUGUUUGGUGGUGCUCGUCCACGAGAAUUGGUUCUUAGAGAGAGAGGGAUCGAUGAUGUACCUGUCAACAAUCACGAUUUGGGACCAAGUUCUGACAGGUUAAAAAAUGAUGUUCCAAAGACGGAGAGAGCUUCAGGGAAUGUUAUACCUACCUAUCACAGCCAACAAUCUGAAAACCUUGUUAUUGAUCAGAGAAAUGGGAAGAAAUUUGAGAGGAAGGAUCAAAGGAUAGUUGAAAAAGAUGAUGUACAAAGGAGGAGCUGGCGCAACGAGAAUCGUCAGAACGGUAAAGAAGCAGAGAAGCAGCAGCCGCCUCACCAUCAACAACAGCAGCCAGAGAGGCGGCCUUCUCCCGAAACAUGGCGCAAGCCAGUGGAGGAGCCGCCAAAACCAGCUUCCCCAGAAGCAGGUGUGCGAUUUGGCAAAGCAGCUUCAGCUGUCGAGCUUGCCCAAGCAUUUUCCGGUUCAUUAUCGGCUCAGCCGUCAACUCCAAAGUUUUCUGGUCAAAAGGGCAUCCCCACGCAGCCGCAGAUGCCCUUCUCACGGCUUACGGGUCCUGCUUCUCGCCCACAGAUCAAUGGUUACUGAAAUCUCUCCGGAUUGGUGUGUGCACACACCCAAUAGCAGUGAUAGGGAGCCUGGAAGCAUUUCAAUUGAGCAUGUGCACUAAACUAAAGCACAUGAUCCAGUGCUACUUAAUUUUUCUCCAUUUUCCUAUUUGUCCUCUCUUUUGGUUUAUGAUGGAGAACUUGCUGUAAGAGGACCGCAUUCUUGCAUUGAAGCCCUCGAAGGAUCUGUUUUGCAACAUCAA
Rhodamnia argentea is the source of this 2390-nucleotide messenger RNA. RefSeq lists its product as uncharacterized. The transcript is spliced from 6 exons. Bases 287 to 2167 code for a protein of 626 amino acids. The record is from RefSeq and is a predicted model, not a curated record. Gene Ontology annotation, molecular function: mRNA binding; translation initiation factor activity. Lineage: Eukaryota; Viridiplantae; Streptophyta; Magnoliopsida; Myrtales; Myrtaceae.